Molecule: messenger RNA, 219 nt
Organism: Aspergillus aculeatinus CBS 121060
Lineage: Eukaryota; Fungi; Ascomycota; Eurotiomycetes; Eurotiales; Aspergillaceae
Exons: 1
Source: RefSeq, a predicted model, not a curated record
AGCGAGCUCGACCUCCACCACGACGCCGCGCAGGAGAAGGACCACAGCAGCAACUUCAACGUCUACGAGAACCAUAACUCUGGCGUCAACGAGCACGAGCACCACGUCGACGACUACGAUUACUCCUCCUACGACAACACCAGCAAGGGGGCCUCCGGGUCGACGCAGGACCACGCCGCCGGGCAGGUCAACAACAACUUCCACGUCGAGAACAACUAA